Messenger RNA from Echinococcus granulosus, 1305 nucleotides. Its product is annotated as Leucine-rich repeat-containing protein 56. The coding region runs from base 1 to 1305 and encodes 434 amino acids. The transcript is spliced from 7 exons. Gene Ontology annotation, molecular function: protein binding. Lineage: Eukaryota; Metazoa; Platyhelminthes; Cestoda; Cyclophyllidea; Taeniidae. The record is from RefSeq and is a predicted model, not a curated record.
AUGCAGGCAAGAAAUACGCAAUGUCAACCAAAAGCAGCCAGUGAAAAGACUGAUGAAAAAUUCCCGAUGAAUACCACUACUUUAUCGGCAAAUCGAUUAAAAGAUCUUACACAGUCUGCAGAUCUGGAGGAUGUAGACUACUUGGAAAUGUGCAUUGAUGGGAAUAAGCUACGAAUUGAUAACUUAGGAGAACUUCUUCCAAAUCUGAAGUGUCUUAGGCUUUCAAACGGGAUCUCGCCCCAAAUUCGUGAUAUAGGCUCAGGUUUUGGUAAACUUGAAAUUCUAUGGAUGUCCCGAUGCUGUCUUCACUCACUUGAAGGUUUGGAAGAAAUCAAGGGAAUUCGCGAAAUUUAUUUCUCCUUUAAUGACAUAUCUGAUAUUAGUCCCCUUGGAAAUUUGACCAAACUCGAAAUUCUGGACCUUGAGGGUCUAAAAUGUCUGGACAACAUCGCAACACAGUCAGCGCGCGUGCAAAGAGACGUGCAAAAUGAAUGCGACUUUGAUGAUGAGUGGACUUACAUAAAUAGUGUAAUUGAUGAAUUUGUGUCUACACCAUACAUCACGAAGAUUGAAAGUGGUACUGAACAGAAGAUAAUGGCAAUUGGUUUACGAAAAAUUGCCGGGAAAAGUAGCCUGUAUUCAGUAAACAGGCCAACCUCUUCAAUCCACCUUACUCCUGAUGAAAAGCGACAGCGGGUUCAAGUUGACGAGGAUGGGACUAUACAUGAUCGCAGCGAUUCCAAAGAAAUCCGCAAAUGGGCUGAAUCACUUCCAGAAAUAAAGCCGGUCAGUUUAGACCUUACCUCUGGUUCUGUAAUGUGUGGGAAUAUUGGGAAAUCCCUCCGUCAACGUCGGAAUUCAAUUUGUACUCCGAUUUUAUCAAACGACACCAAGGACGAAAAAGCACAGGAAAUCAAACCAGGGACUGAAUGUAAAAAGGAAAGCGCCGGUUUUGACGGCGAAACAGAGGCCACGAUAAUAAAAGGACUACAAAACGAGUGCAGGAACAUUCUAUACGAAUUGGAGGAGUGGCGGGCUAAAUUUCUGAGCAAACCGAGAAAGUACGCGACGCUCAACUCUACAAACCCGAAAUGGAACAAUACCAGUCACUCGGAGCGGUUCACCUCGCGAGCAAGACAAAAACCCAGAGCACUGCCAAAUGUGAUGCAACCAGUCUCCACGACUACACAAUCUAAGGGAACGAUUUCUGACCACCCUGCCGACGACUCAAAGUGUCCUGAUACGGACCCCCAAACCGCCUACAUUGAGUUGAAGAGAACUAAGGUUAAAGAAACAUCACACUAA